This is a messenger RNA of Haemonchus placei, 369 nucleotides long. Lineage: Eukaryota; Metazoa; Nematoda; Chromadorea; Rhabditida; Trichostrongylidae. The record is from the annotation of a GenBank genome assembly.
AUGGUCAUAUCAUUAGCGUGGCUUGUUUUCUACUACGUACAACGAUUCCGUUAUGCUCACGCAAAGGAUCGACUGCAACGAAGGCUCUUCAAUGCGGCACGAAAAGCUCUGAUGCGAAUUCCAACACGAUGUUUGAAAGUAGGAGAUCCCGAGCUUGACAUCGACUGCGCCGUCUGCAUCGAUCCCUAUCAAACGGGUGACGUCGUGCGAACGCUCCCUUGCCGGCAUGUCUAUCACAAAUCCUGUAUAGACCCAUGGCUCUUGGAGCACCGGACGUGUCCAAUGUGUAAGGCUGACAUCCUGAAGUAUUUUGGAUAUCAGGUAUUUAAACUCUACUGCUAUCGAUUCAAUCCUUUUGAUUAUUUAUGA